AGACAAACCAGUAGGUUCAAAAACCAGUCGGCACGUAACACCGGCGUGUCCCCGGCCCGGGGAGAUGUAUAUUAUGAUAUAACACGCGUGUCCUUGCGACGCAGCGCCCCAGGCUGUGAUUGGUCCGCUAACUGCGUCCUUCACGCAGUCUCACAUCAACGCUUUCACAGCACAAUACGGCCGUUAUUAAAAGGAAGAAUGUUUAGGAGAAGUAAAGACUUGACCGUUACCAUGAAGAAAGGACGAAUCUUCUUCUGUCCGUCAAUCAUAGAACUGUUUACUUCCUGUCGUCCAUCCGACCUGUCUGUCAGUCACCCAUCUGGUAUUUCUAAAGAUUAUCUCCUAACCACUAUAGCUCGACCUGUUGAUGAGAGAUUGGACUCCUCAUCAACUCUCCUAACCACUUGUCCUUGACCUCCUGACGUUUUCCACAGAGGUCAAGGAAAGGUGGUGAGGAAUAGACGCUAGGAGGUCAUUUUUUUCCCUAUUCGCAUCCAGCCCAGUAGGUUUAAAUACCCGUUGGGGUUUAACGCCCCGAUCAUAAAGAAGGUAAAACAUUUCUACAUCUCAUGGUUAAACUUGCUGAUGACGAGGCGACGCCCCCAGUCAGCGGCCAUCGGGCCCGAUGUCAAUGACGUGCGUUCUUCUGCUUCCAGUGAUGUCGCCAUGAUGUUGGCGGGGAAGCAGCGGUACCGGGACGUCAGCCCCGUCACUCUACAGCUGGUGGGCGGGGUCGUGAGCUCCAGCCUGUACUGUGGGGAGGUGGAAGGUCUGUUGGGGCUGGUGGAGUCCUUCAUGGUGGAGCUCUAUCGCUGUAAACUUUGUCAGUUCACCUGUGGCCUGAAGGCCUCUAUCAGCAGCCACCUGCAGGUUAGGCACCGCCUCCAAACGCUCACGUACCUGGGGGAGGGCGGCGAAGGGGGUGCGGCUGGGGACCGGGAGGAAGGGGGGGUCCGGCAGAGGGCGUCGCCCUAUCACUUUGAUCUGAACGGAGAGUCGAAGCAGAGCAAUGAAGACGAAGACUUCCUCCUCUACAACAUGCUGGACAACAUGAGCCCGCCCACCUGUGACAUCGGCAGCGAAGGCGUGCUUCAAGUUGCACACACCUGUGAGGUCAACACGCUGUUCGAGGAGUCGUCCUCCAUGUUCCCCCCACAAGAGGCUUCAGUGGAUCUGUCUUGUCCUCUAGACCCUGGUGGCGCCCAGGAGGAGACGGCUCAGUCCGCUCACCUCAUGACUUUGGGACUGUGUCGCAUCUCGGCUGCCAAAGCUCCUCAUCGCGCUCCCGCCUGCUCCUCCCCCCCCCGCCCUCCGGCUGAGGACCCCUCCUCCAGCCUGAAACCGAGCGGCACUGACCCCCAGCGGACAAAGCUGCCGUGUCCCCUGUGUCCGCUGAUCCUGCCGUCCAGGCGCUUGCUGGACGUCCACGUCCGGUCUCACCGGGCGGCGGGCGACUUCGGCUGCGUCUGCUGCAGCUGGACGGCCGACAGCUGGGAGGAGCUGGAGCGCCACUGGAGGAGCCACAGCCGGAGGAGGAGGGAGGAGCCGGGCGGGAAGAGGAAAGUGGCAGCGUCCCGUCAGCUCGGCUGUCCCGUCUGUCUGAGGAGGUUCAGGAGCGCCGCCUUGCGUAAAGCUCACCAACAAACACACAGCGGUUACAAUCGGCGUCGCCACUCCAACCACUCAGAUGGAUGGAGGAGCUGCCCGACUGGGCGAGCAGGAGAGAAGGACGACGAGUUUUCCGACAGUCAGACCAGCAGACUUCUCACUGGUCCUCUGCCCAGUUUCGCUGAGAAGAGGAAGAAGAGCAGGAGAGACGAAGGAGAAGCGAAGAAGAAGAGCAGCGACGCAGGUUUCUGUUGCUCUCUUUGCCACAGGAAGUUCUCCUCUAAGUUGACUCUGAGGCGUCACCUGGGAACUCACGAAGGAGAGAAACCCUUCAGCUGUCCUCACUGUUCCUACAGCAGCAGGCUGAAGGCCUCACUGCAGCAACACCUGAGGACUCACACAGGUGAGAAGCCGUACAGGUGUACUGAGUGUUCCUAUGCGUCGAUAGAUCGCAGCUCUCUGCUGAGACACAGAAGAACGCACAGUCAGGAGAAACCGUACAGCUGUCAGCACUGUGACUACAGCAGUAUCCAAAAGAAGAGUUUGGAUCUUCAUGCUCGGCGACAUCACACCGGUGAGGCGUUUCCAUGCCGACAGUGUGAUUACUCAAGUCCGGACCGUCAGCUGCUGGUGAGACACAUCAGCAGACACCACGCCUGUGGCCUCACUGGGGAUCAAGCACUUUGAUUUGACUAUCAGUUUGUGGGUGGAGCUUCUCCUCCAUUGAAGGUUUUUAUUGGUUAUUUACUGGAUUUCUACAUGGAAAUAAACUGUUCAUAAAUCAUAAAA
Gasterosteus aculeatus aculeatus (three-spined stickleback) is the source of this 2397-nucleotide messenger RNA. The record is from RefSeq and is a predicted model, not a curated record. NCBI's taxonomy places the organism in Eukaryota, Metazoa, Chordata, Actinopteri, Perciformes, Gasterosteidae.